AUGGCCAUCGGAAUGGGAACGUUUACCAGGUUUUCCCAGAAAUCAAAGCAACAGUUGGAGGUCAUGGAAGUGGAAAAUAUAAUUCUGUCAGACACCGUGGAGCUGCUGACAACCGGUCUGAGGUACAACUGCAGCACGUGUGACAUCGACUGGGUCCAGCAGGCAGCCAGCUGUUACUUGCUGUCUGAGAAAGAGAAAACCUGGCAGGAAAGCAGAGACGCUUGUGCUGCGAUGUCGGACAGUCUGGUGAAGACAGACACCCAGGAGGAGCUGGCGUUCCUGAAACGCGAGACCUCCAAGCGGGGCAUACGACACGGUCAGCAGCACUUCUUCAAUUUCUGGACAGGGCUGAACUACGACAAUGACAUCGGGAACUGGACGUGGGCUGACGGCUCCCCUUUCUCCUUCCAGCUGUUCCAGGUCCCAGGAGCAGCUGGCUGCGUAUACAUGCAGGAGGGGGACAUCCACAUGCAGAGCUGCACCAAAUGGGAGGUUAAUAUCUGCAAGAAGCCAGCCAGGUUUGGCAGCAACUAAGCAGCCAGGCAGGCGUGGAAGAAGGAGCAGCCUGGCGGUUCCUGUGGAUCUACCCCAUCCUGGCACCUUGCAGGCGUUACACUCAGAUCCUGUUCAGCACAACCGCACUGAGCGCAGC
Messenger RNA from Caretta caretta (loggerhead turtle), 652 nucleotides. NCBI's taxonomy places the organism in Eukaryota, Metazoa, Chordata, Testudines, Cheloniidae. The record is from RefSeq and is a predicted model, not a curated record.